Messenger RNA from Podarcis raffonei (Aeolian wall lizard), 5037 nucleotides. Its product is annotated as copine-1-like. Gene Ontology annotation, molecular function: calcium-dependent phospholipid binding; RNA binding. NCBI's taxonomy places the organism in Eukaryota, Metazoa, Chordata, Lepidosauria, Squamata, Lacertidae. Gene Ontology annotation, biological process: regulation of canonical NF-kappaB signal transduction; positive regulation of tumor necrosis factor-mediated signaling pathway; cellular response to calcium ion. Gene Ontology annotation, cellular component: plasma membrane. The record is from RefSeq and is a predicted model, not a curated record. Bases 246 to 4472 code for a protein of 1408 amino acids. The transcript has 18 exons.
GCCCGGAGGCGGUGCAGGCGGGCGGCCAUUUUGUGGCGCUGCUCGGUCGCUGGCGCUGGGGCUCAGCGCGGGGAGCGGGGCCUGAGUGGCGAGUUAGUUUCCUUUCUAACCCACUUUUUUCCCGUACAGGCCCCUCGUCUAAAAGUUGGUUUUAAUUGGUUGCCCACAGGAUUGCCUUGGCUUCUACUACUUGUUAAGGAAAAAAAACACACCUCUCUUGGCAGGUGUGUGUGUUUCAGCGCAGCAUGGCUGUGGUCAUCCGCUUACAAGGUCUCCCAAUUGUGGCGGGGACUAUGGACAUUCGCCACUUCUUCUCUGGAUUGACCAUUCCUGAUGGGGGCGUGCAUAUUGUAGGGGGUGAGCUGGGUGAGGCUUUCAUCGUCUUUGCCACUGAUGAAGAUGCAAGGCUGGGUAUGAUGCGCACAGGUGGUACCAUUAAAGGGUCCAAAGUAACACUGUUGCUGAGCAGUAAAACUGAAAUGCAGAAUAUGAUUGAACUCAGUCGCAGGCGCUUUGAAACAGCAAAUCUAGAUAUGCCACCAGCAAAUGCUAGCAGGUCUGGGCCUCCACCUAGUUCUGGAAUAAGUAGCAGGGUGACUCUUCCUACGACGGUACCUAACUUUAACAGUCCCUCUCCUAGUGUAGUUACUGCAGCUACUUCAGUUCAUGAAAGCAACAAAAACAUACCAACAUUCUCCACUGCCAGUAUGGGAACUGCUCCUCCUAAUAUUGGUGCUACUUUUGGAAGUCCCACCUUUAGUUCCACCAUACCUAGUACAGCAUCCUCAAUGAACACAGUACCACCUCCACCAAUACCUCCAAUUCCAGCUCUGCCAUCAUUGCCCCCAAUGCCUUCCAUUCCUCCCAUCCCUGUCCCACCUCCAGUACCUACACUGCCUCCUGUUCCCCCAGUUCCCCCAAUACCUCCUGUGCCACCUAUGACCCCUCUGCCUCCUUUAUCAGGAAUGCCUCCAAUGAAUCCCCCACCUGUAGCACCUUUGCCUACAGGAAUGAAUGGAUCUGGAACAGCCAUGAAUCUGAGCACUAACUUGAAUCCAAUGUUCAUGAGUCCCAUAAAUCCUAUUCAGAUCAAUUCUCAAAGUGGUGUGAAAUCACUUCCUAUCAAUCCAGAUGAUCUGUAUGUCAGUGUGCAUGGAAUGCCAUUCUCAGCAACAGAAUCUGACGUGAAAGACUUUUUUCAUGGACUUCGUGUGGAUGCAGUGCAUAUACUGAAAGAUCAUGUAGGACGAAAUAAUGGAAAUGGAUUAGUUAAGUUUUGUUCUCCUCAAGAUACAUUUGAAGCCUUGAAGCGAAACAGGAUGCUGAUGAUUCAGCGCUAUGUCGAAGUUGGUCCUGCAACAGAGAGACAGUGGGUGUCUGCAGGAGGCCAUAUAACAUUCAAGCAAACCAUGGGUCCUUCUGGACAAAAUCAUCCUUCUCCUCAAACUCUCUCUCUGUCUAAAUCACCUAAUGGUCAGAAAAGAUCCAGAUCCAGAUCACCACAUGACCAGGGCUUCUGUGUUUAUUUAAAAGGACUUCCUUUUGAAUCUGAGAACAAGCAUGUAAUAGAUUUCUUUAAAAAGCUUGAUAUUGUGGAAGACAGUAUUUACAUAGCUUAUGGACCCAAUGGGAAAGCACUUGGUGAAGGUUUUGUUGAGUUCAGAAAUGAAACUGACUACAAAGCAGCUUUAUGUCAUCAUAAGCAGUACAUUGGAAAUCGUUUCAUUCAAGUACAUCCCAUAACAAAAAAAGCUAUGUUAGAAAAGAUAGAAAUGAUUCGGAAAAGACUGCAGAACUUCAACUAUGAUCAGCGUGAGAUCAUUAUGAAUACUGAAGGGGAGACUGGCCCUUCUAAACUAUGUGCACAUAUAUCCAAUAUCCCCUACAACAUUACUAAAAUGGAAAUCCUUCAGUUUCUAGAGGGACUGGCAGUGGAAGAGAACUCUAUACAAAUUCUUGUUGAUACUAAUGGGCAAGGUUUAGGACAAGCACUGGUCCAAUUCAAAGCUGAAGAAGAUGCUCGUAAAUCAGAGCGCCUGCAUCGAAAGAAACUAAAUGGGAGAGAUGUUGUGCUAAGAGUUAUUUCCCUUGAAGAAAUGAGAGAAAUUGAGAGAAAUCCUCCCUCCCAGGGGAAAAAAAUGUUGAAAAUGCCAUUGCAAGGGAGUGCACUAAUGCCAGGAGUGCAGAAUGCUGGUGGGGAUAAACAUUCUUUCAUAGGUAAUAGCCCCAAAGAUGCAAACAGUGGUCCUCCUUUUCAUUUUCCCAGCAAUUUCAGUGGGUCUAAUGCAUUUGGCCCCCCUCUUCCACCUCCAGGAAUAGGUGGUGGCUUUGGUGAUUCAAGGCCAGGGAUGCCUUCUAUUGGAAAUAGUGGCCUGCCUGGUCUGCCUGGUUCAGGAAUUGAUGUUCCGGGUUUUGGAGGUGGGCCUAGCAAUUUAACUGGGCCAUCAGGUUUCACAGGAGGUCCUCAGAACUUUGGAAAUGGGCCUGGUAAUUUAACUGUUCCUCCUAACUUUGGUAGUGGACCUCCAGGUCUUGGUGGUGCGCUUGGACAUUUAAGUGGACCUCCAGGGUUUGGACCUGGACCUGGAAACUUGCAUAUUGCUGGGCCACCUGGGUUUGGAGCUGGCUCUGGAAAGCCAGGGCCAACUGUCAUUAAAGUUCAGAAUAUGCCCUUUACUGUAUCAGUGGAUGAAAUUUUGGAUUUCUUCUAUGGUUACCAAGUAAUCCCAGGUUCAGUGUGCUUAAAAUACAAUGAAAAGGGCAUGCCAACAGGUGAAGCAAUGGUUGCAUUUGAAUCUCGUGAUGAAGCAAUGGCAGCUGUUGUUGAUCUGAAUGACAGGCCAAUAGGCUCAAGAAAAGUCAAACUUAUGGCGCACUGCGUGACAAAGGUGGAACUGUCCAUAUCAUGUGAUAAUCUGCUUGAUAAAGAUGUUGGCUCAAAAUCUGAUCCUCUAUGUGUCCUGCUUCAAGAUGUUGGUGGAAACCAAUGGACCGAAUUGGAUCGAACUGAAAAAAUAAAGAAUUGCCAGAAUCCUCAAUUUUCAAAGAAGCUGCGGAUUGAUUAUUAUUUUGAGAAAGUUCAGAAACUGAAAUUUGGCAUUUACGACAUUGAUAACAAAUCCUAUGACUUAAAUGAUGAUGACUUUCUUGGAGGGGCAGAGUGCACCUUGGGACAGAUUGUGUCAAGUAAAACUGUCACUCAGCCUUUAAUGCUGAAGAAAGGAAAACCUGCAGGAAAAGGCACUGUUACGAUUUCUGCAGAAGAGAUUAAAGACACUAGAGUUGUGUCCUUAGAUGUUGAAGCCCGGAAUUUAGACAAAAAGGAUUUUUUGGGCAAAUCUGAUCCAUUUUUGGAGUUUUAUAAGGAGAGUGAUGGUGGAAAAUGGCAGCUUGUCUACCGAUCAGAGGUAAUUAAGAACAAUUUAAAUCCCUGCUGGAGAAAGUUCAGUGUUCCUCUGCAAACAUUCUGUGGUGGUGACUUCAACAAACCAAUGAAGGUGCACUGUUCAGAUUAUGAUAGUGAUGGGUCACAUGACUUGAUAGGCAUUUUUGAAACUAACCUCUCCCAGCUACAGAAGGCAGGUGGCAGCUCUCCGGUGGAAUUUGAGUGUAUUCACCCCGAGAAGAAGAGAAAGAAGAAGAGCUAUAAAAACUCUGGCAUUGUUCGAGUCAAGUCUUGCAAAAUUGAAAUGGAAUAUUCUUUCCUGGAUUACAUCAUGGGAGGCUGCCAAAUUAAUUUCACUGUGGGUGUAGAUUUCACCGGCUCCAAUGGAGAUCCAAAGUCACCAGAUUCUCUUCACUAUAUCAGUCCAAAUGGGAUAAAUGAAUACCUGACCGCCAUCUGGUGUGUGGGGAACGUGGUACAGGAUUAUGACACUGACAAACUGUUCCCUGCCUUUGGGUUUGGAGCUCAAGUUCCUCCAGACUGGAAGGUAUCCCAUGAAUUUGCAUUGAACUUUAACCCUACAAAUCCCUAUUGCCAAGGAAUCCAGGGAAUUGUGGAUGCAUAUCGCCAGGCACUGCCUCAGAUUCGUCUCUAUGGUCCAACAAAUUUCUCCCCAAUUAUAAAUCAUGUUGCCAGGUUUGCUGCUCAGGCAGCACAGCAAAAUACUGCUUCUCAAUAUUUUGUCUUGCUGAUAAUCACAGAUGGGGAGAUCACUGAUCUGGACCAAACCAGGCAAGCCAUUGUCAGUGCCUCCAAGCUGCCCAUGUCUAUCAUUAUCAUUGGGGUUGGGAGCGCUGAGUUCAAAGCCAUGGAAUUCCUUGAUGGAGACGAUGGUGUUCUAAAGUCCUUGUCAGGGGAACCAGCUGCACGAGAUAUUGUCCAGUUUGUGCCCUUCAGGAGGUUCCAGAAUGCUCCUCGUGAGGCACUUAACCAGUCAGUGUUAGCUGAAGUUCCUAAGCAACUGGUAUCCUACUUCAAGAUGCUUGGCCUGAAUCCCAUGAAGAUGCCUUCAGAAAAACAGCCAUAAAGCACAAUACCUUUCAUUUACAAGGAAAAGAAUACUGCAUAUAGAGUUUCCAGUGAAUUGUCCUUUUCCCUAUGUAUUACUCUGCAUUCAAAACAAUAUUUCUAUACUUUCAACAUAUAUGGGGAAUAUAAUAUAUUUGCAGACAAUAUAUAGGAAUACUAGUGCUCUUGGCAGUUCUUAUUAGAAAACUGAUGAAUGCCUUAUGGCCAAAUCCAUUUGCAUUCUGUCUACCUGCCCAUGCUGUGCAGCACACAAUCCUAGUGAAGAAUCUUGGGUUUGUUUGUUUUUUAAAAGUCAAGAUCCUAGCUCUUGAUUUAAAAGAAAGCUUUUUUAAUUUUAAUUUUUCUGCUGAAGUCGCAGAACCUGAAUGGAGCUUGGGACAUGGCUUUCAGAAGGUGGUGAAAUCACAAAAUGGCUGCUAAUGCUUGCUUCUGUCCCUUGCUGAUUUAUAUCCCAUUCACAUAUUAUUAUUUAAUCUGCUCAACCCUUCACUGCAUUUUUGAGUCAGUUGUGAAGGUUCAUUCAUAACAAAUUAUGAAAACACCAGAUACUUGUACUAAAAUUA